AUGAUGACGGACUCAGCGGAUGUAUUCGAGCUAGAGCGCACGUUGUUCAAUGAGAAGAAUGUAUGGGUCUACCAGGUACCAGCGGGUCAAGUGACGAGUCUAGCGCCGCGCGCCGAUGCAUGGGAUCCUGCGCACCCUCUUUUUACUGGCUCAGUACGCGUGCUGCAGAAAGGUGAUGCGUGCUAUGUGCAGCUCUUUGAACCUGUAGCAGAAGGUUCUGUGAACCCUACAUUGUUUGCUCAGUGCCCUUUGCGGAUCACGCGUGAACUCAGUCUAGACGUAUAUGUACACGAUUGCGUGGAUUCUUCGCGUUACUUCAUGCUACGCGUAGAGGACGAGCAAAGUGAGCGUUGCGCUUUCGUCGGCAUCGGCUUUUCAGCUCGCUCAAUGGCAUUCAAUUUUAAGGCAACGCUACAAGAUUAUGCAAAGUAUGUGUUGCGACAGCUCGGUGUGCAACCCGGUGCGGCUACAACAGCUGCAGAGACGAUUUCUUUAGUAAAACAAGACUUAAGUUUACCCCCAGGAACGACCCUUAGAAUCAAUCUAAAAACUAACGCCAGUGAGGACGGAGAUAAAUGUAGAAAGGAUCGCAAGUGUGGAAAAGAAGGUGCUGUGAGUCCUGCACAGGUACCGCUUAUCCCGCCACCGCCAUGCCACUCAACGGAACAGGUAGAGAAUAUGGCGUGUCCUCAGAAGUUGUCGAUGUCGACAAUUGCUGAUGACGAGGAAGAUUGGGGAGAGUUUGUCUCGGCUUGA
Plasmopara halstedii is the source of this 756-nucleotide messenger RNA. RefSeq names its product adaptin ear-binding coat-associated protein 1. Gene Ontology annotation, biological process: endocytosis. The transcript has a single exon. NCBI's taxonomy places the organism in Eukaryota, Oomycota, Peronosporomycetes, Peronosporales, Peronosporaceae. Bases 1 to 756 code for a protein of 251 amino acids. Gene Ontology annotation, cellular component: membrane; clathrin vesicle coat. The record is from RefSeq and is a predicted model, not a curated record.